Molecule: messenger RNA, 1319 nt
Organism: Pelodiscus sinensis (Chinese soft-shelled turtle)
Lineage: Eukaryota; Metazoa; Chordata; Testudines; Trionychidae
Source: RefSeq, a predicted model, not a curated record
GUCAUUCAGACUAUCAGUGCCACUGACAAAGAUAGCUCUGCAAAUGGGCCAAGAUUCCAUUAUUCUCUUGAAGAAGGUCUUUCUCUGAAUCCCAACUUUACCCUCAGGGACAAUGAAGAUAACACAGCCAGUAUCCUAACCAGACGGAGGAGAUUCAGUCGAACUAUUCAAGAUAUCUACUACCUCCCAAUUUUGAUUUCUGAUAGUGGAAUCCCUUGUCUCAGCAGUAGCACCACUCUUACGAUUAGGGUCUGUGCAUGUGAGAGAGAUGGGCGUAUUCGGACCUGUCAUGCCGAAGCUUUCCUUUCCUCAGCUGGUUUGAGCACAGGAGCCUUAAUUGCAAUUCUGCUCUGUGUCAUUAUUCUUCUGGCAAUUGUGGUCCUUUUCAUUACAUUAAGACGCAGCAAAAAGGAGCCUCUGAUAAUUUCCGAGGAGGAUGUCAGGGAAAACAUUGUCACCUAUGAUGACGAGGGUGGUGGAGAAGAGGAUACUGAAGCGUUUGACAUCAUAGCUCUGCGGAACCCAUCAGCUGCUGAAGAGCUGAAGUAUCGGAGGGAUGUGCGUCCUGAGGUGAAGCGCACACCCAGGCACCAGCCUUCUUCCAACCUGAACAGUAUAGAUGUUCAUGAAUUUAUUAAACAAAGAUUGACAGAGGCAGAUCUUGAUUCCAGCGUGCCUCCCUAUGACUCCCUACAAACAUAUGCAUAUGAGGGUCAGAGAUCAGAAGCUGGAUCUAUCAGCUCUCUCGAUUCAGUCACUACACACUCUGACCAGGAUUAUAAUUACCUUGGUGACUGGGGACCAGAAUUUAAGAAGUUAGCUGAACUCUAUGGAGAAAUAGAAUCAGAAAGAACAACUUAGUUAACAUUCCUGGAAGCAGAAGUGUUUUAGCUCCCAAACUGGAGAGAGAAUCAGAGCAGCGGUAACAAUACAUGAAUAUAGUACUUGGAACUGAGCAAGUUGUACACAGUUACUGUAGAAACAAAUGCCCUUUUCAUAUUUGAAACUGGGUUAGUAAACUGGAAGGAAGUCAAAUUUUAAACACAGAAAAAAAAAUAAACUAUUGUCCUUUGUGUAUAUUUUAAUUGCUCAAUAAAGUCUGUGAUACCAUAUCCAUAACAGUACCUAAAAUAAAUGAAGUAAUGACAUUUUUAUUGCAAUAUAUUUAAACAUACCAGAACAACAGUAUUUCCGGUUUGUGAAGGUAGUUCACUGGAGAGCUAAUCUUUUGCAGGAAGUUUUGACAUUUCCUUUGUAGCUCUGCUAUAGGCUUGUGUAAGCAGGGGCUGAACUGCUGCUUGCUGUCAGCCAGCUGAAAG